Messenger RNA from Octodon degus (degu), 474 nucleotides. RefSeq names its product cholecystokinin (gene Cck). Gene Ontology annotation, molecular function: neuropeptide hormone activity. NCBI's taxonomy places the organism in Eukaryota, Metazoa, Chordata, Mammalia, Rodentia, Octodontidae. Bases 1 to 345 code for a protein of 114 amino acids. The transcript is spliced from 2 exons. Gene Ontology annotation, biological process: digestion. Gene Ontology annotation, cellular component: extracellular region; axon. The record is from RefSeq and is a predicted model, not a curated record.
AUGAACGGUGGCCUGUGCCUGUGCGUGCUGAUGGCGGUUCUGGCGACCGGCGCAUGGACGCAGCCUCUGUCCCCGGCAGGACCCCUGGGCCCCGGGACCCUGGGUGCAGAGGACGCGCCCCAGAGGCAGCUUCGGACGAGGACGGGCGCUGAGCCCCGGGCGCGUCUGGGCGUGCUGCUCGCUCGGUACAUCCAGCAGGCCCGGAAAGCGCCUUCGGGCCGCAUGGCCAUGGUCAAGAGCCUGCAGGGCCUGGACCCCAACCACAGGAUCAGCGACCGGGACUACGUGGGCUGGAUGGACUUCGGCCGGCGCAGCGCGGAGGAAGAGUACGAGUACCCUGCGUAGAGGCCAGGCCUGCCUGCCUGGGGCCUGAAGAGGCUGGGCAGGAGCGCCUCCCACCUCCCCACCGUCUGUCUUCCGCGUGAACCAUCCGUCUGCUGUGGCUGUCCAGUGCCACCCAUGCCGUGUCUCCCG